Gastrolobium bilobum is the source of this 1176-nucleotide messenger RNA. RefSeq names its product peroxidase 28-like. The record is from RefSeq and is a predicted model, not a curated record. Lineage: Eukaryota; Viridiplantae; Streptophyta; Magnoliopsida; Fabales; Fabaceae. The transcript is spliced from 2 exons. Gene Ontology annotation, molecular function: peroxidase activity; heme binding. Bases 1 to 1176 code for a protein of 391 amino acids. Gene Ontology annotation, biological process: response to oxidative stress; hydrogen peroxide catabolic process.
AUGAAAAUGACAGGGAUCUUUCUUACGACCCUUUUCCUGUUCCACUUGGUCCUCAUUCCUUCCAAGGCUUUCACAUUCUCUAAUCCUUUCCAAAAUGCUUUCUUUGGACCUGAUCAAGGCCGCGAGACUGGCCUACAAAUGCCAUUUAAAAAUCCAUUUGCAGGUACUGAACAACCUCCAGAAGAAAAUCAGGGUGGAGGAGAUGAUCAACAAGAGAAGCCUGUUGGGAAGCAGCCUUUCUUUAAUGCCAAACACAAACUCAAGCAAGGUUUCUACAGAGCUACUUGCCCAAAUGCAGAGAAAAUUGUAGCUGACGCGCUUGCCGAGAUGGUUAAGACAAAUCCAAGCGCAAUCGCUAACUUCAUUCGUCUUCAAUUCCAUGACUGCUUCGUUAAUGGAUGUGAUGCCUCGGUUUUACUAGAUUUUUCACCAGCUGGGGACAAAGUGGAGAAAAAUUCAAUGUUCAACGGUUUUCUCCUGAAAGGUGCUGAUCUGAUUGAUGAUAUCAAGACAAAGCUUGAAGAAGAGUGUCCUGAAACUGUGUCAUGUGCUGAUACAUUGGCAUUUGCAACCAACGAGGCUAUGGCGCUGGCGGGUGUGCCACGUCAGCGCCCUCUUGGUGGUCGUAGGGAUGCAUUGGUUUCACUUGCUUCCGUUGCAGAAGACAAUAACCUUCCUUCGCCAAACUGGUCGGUGGAUCAGAUGAUAGAGCUGUUCAACAGGAAAGGCUUCAACGCUGAAGAAUUGGUGGUCCUACUCGGUGCACAUUCUGUCGGUUCAGCUCACUGUGAUCUUUUCAUGGAUAGGCUAUACAAUUUCAAGAACUCGCAGAAACCUGACCCGACUUUGAUUCCACCUGUGGUUGAUGAACUUAAACAGAUAUGCAAGAACCCUGGGACACCUCAGUUCAGAAACCCACCAGUGAACUUUGAUGAGACACCUACUAAACUUGAUAACCUAUUUUACAAGAAUAUGGUGGAGAAAAAGAAAUCGUUGCUCUUGAGUGAUUCAUUUUUGCUCGGUGAUCCCAGGACUGGCCCUGUUGUGAGGAAGAUGGCAGCUGAGCCUGGCUUGUUCCCAAAGAAGUUUGCUGAGGUCAUGGUUAAGUUGUGUUCUUUGAAUGUGCUCACUGGGAACGAUGGGGAGAUCAGGAAGACUUGUAGGUCCACUAAUUAA